Molecule: messenger RNA, 413 nt
Organism: Physella acuta
Lineage: Eukaryota; Metazoa; Mollusca; Gastropoda; Physidae
Source: RefSeq, a predicted model, not a curated record
UUGCAGCUAUAACAAUGGCUUUCAACUCCAGACUUCACUACAUCUGUAUGUUAACAAUCCUAAUCUGCCACUACGUAAAAGGAAAUUACCUUCCCACUGGUCAGGUGUUCCUGCUAGCGUUCCCCCGGACAACAAUGGACACAGUUCAGUACCACUUCUUCGUCUACACCAUGUCCAAGAAACAGAUCUCGGUUCACCUGUCCACAAAGAACUUUGACCCCAACAACGAACUGGACUACACGAUGACCGUGUCACGUGACAACCCUGGCUCCUACGUCGCCGACCACCGAUACAGUACUGAAGACUUCUCGACCACUGCGUUAGUCCGGGCCAGCCCAAGCCAGAUGGAGGCCCUACAGGCCGUGCCAGUAGAAGCUUGGGGCAAGAAGUAUAUGGCCAUCAGCUUCGAGUAA